Messenger RNA from Tinamus guttatus (white-throated tinamou), 684 nucleotides. The record is from RefSeq and is a predicted model, not a curated record. Lineage: Eukaryota; Metazoa; Chordata; Aves; Tinamiformes; Tinamidae.
AUGGCCUUUAAUAUCCCCCAUGUUAUCCUGCCAUCUAUGAAGAGUCUGGGAAACUCAGAGCUGCAGCAGCUUUCAAGUGCCCCUAGACACAUGCAGUUUGGCUUCCUUUCGGAGCAGGACUGUUGUUGUCACCAUGAGACUUUCAUGGAUCUCAAUAGUGCCAGCACUAUUGUUCUGCGAGUCUUGACCCAAGCUACUAGUCAAGAUACAGCCGUGCUGAAACCAGCUGAAGAACAACUAAAGCAGUGGGAGACACAGCCAGGUUUUUAUUCAGUCUUGUUGAAUAUCUUUACAAACCAUACCCUGGAUGUGAAUGUGAGAUGGUUGGCAGUGCUGUACUUCAAGAAUGGAAUUGAUCGGUAUUGGAGACGGGUGGCACCACACGCCCUUUCUGAAGAAGAAAAAUCUUCAUUGCGUGCCGGACUUAUUACUAACUUUAAUGAGCCAGUGAAUCAGAUAGCAACUCAGAUCUCUGUGCUGAUUGCUAAAGUUGCUAGGGUGGACUGCCCAAGGCAGUGGCCAGAACUUAUUCCCACUCUUCUGGAAUCUGUGAAAGUCCAAGAUGACCUUCGACAACACAGAGCAUUACUUACCUUCUAUCAUGUUACAAAGACCCUGGCAUCUAAGCGACUUGCUGCAGAUAGGAAACUCUUUCAUGAUCUUGCGUCUGGUAUUUACAGUUUU